UGAAAAAUUCCAAAAAGGGGAGGGGAAGGAAGAAGAAAAGUAUAUUGAUGUAGUCAUCAAUAAAAAUAUGAAGUUGGGACAAAAAGUUUUGAUUCCAGUAAAACAAUUCCCUAAGUUCAACUUUGUGGGAAAACUGUUGGGUCCACGUGGAAAUUCUCUAAAACGUUUACAGGAAGAAACACUGACCAAAAUGUCUAUUUUGGGAAAAGGUUCUAUGAGGGACAAGACAAAGGAGGAAGAAUUGAGAAAAAGUGGAGAGGCAAAGUACUUCCACCUAAAUGAUGACCUGCAUGUUUUAAUUGAAGUGUUUGCUCCACCGGCAGAAGCAUAUGCCAGAAUGGGACAUGCACUGGAAGAAAUCAAGAAGUUCCUCAUCCCUGACUACAACGAUGAAAUCAGACAGGCACAACUUCAGGAAUUAACAUAUUUAAAUGGUGGUUCAGAAAACGCAGAAGUUCCAGUAGUUCGUGGAAAACCAUCUAUUCGAGCAAGAGGAGUACCAGUUCCUGCUUUGUCCAGGGGCCGUGGAGGAGUGCCUCCACCUGCGGCAGGAGUACCGAGAGGGGCACCAGCACCUAGAGGAGUGCCUCCCAGUAGAGGACCAGUCAGUCGUAGCCGAGGACUUCUGGCACCCAGAACAAGAGGAGUACCUCCACCUGCAGGCUACCGGCCCCUUCCACCACCUCCAGCCCAGGAGACGUACGGUGAAUACGAGUAUGAUGACGGUUAUGGAACUGCUUAUGAUGAGCAAAGCUACGAUUCCUAUGAUAACAGCUAUAGCACUCAAGCACAAAG
Molecule: messenger RNA, 795 nt
Organism: Apaloderma vittatum (bar-tailed trogon)
Lineage: Eukaryota; Metazoa; Chordata; Aves; Trogoniformes; Trogonidae
Gene: KHDRBS3
Product: KH domain containing, RNA binding, signal transduction associated 3
Exons: 6
Biological process (GO): regulation of alternative mRNA splicing, via spliceosome
Cellular component (GO): nucleus
Molecular function (GO): mRNA binding
Source: RefSeq, a predicted model, not a curated record